CCGGAAGUGGUGGCGGCGCCGUUCCCGGCCCGUGAUGGCGGAGGCGGGCGCGGGCGGCCCCCGGCUGGCGGAGCUGCUGGCGUUGGGACGGCGGCUCUUGGAGGAGUUAGAGGCCAGCACCGAGCCCUCCUCGGGAGCCCCGGCCGUGCAGGACAAGGUGCGGCAGGGGCUGGACGCGCUGCAGCGGGCGGCGGCCAUGGUGACGCAGCUGGAGCUGUUCAGGCUGAGGCCCCCCAGCUCCCUCAGGCGCCCCUCCCAGCAUGACUCCAGCCUCUUUCCCACCUCCGUCCCUGUUCCCUGCUCUCUCCCUGGCAGUGAGAACGAGGAGCUGGAGGAGGUCGCCUCAGCCGACCUGAAGUUCAUGCUGCUGCCGGCGCUGCUGGGAGCCCUGACGCUGAAGCAGGUGGACCUGAGCAGGAGAAGGGAGCACCUGGAGACUGCCCGGGAGCAUUUCCAGCACUUCCUGAAGCUCUGCAGGAACUACGGGCUGGGAUCUUUUCAGCUGCCCCCAGGCACCUCCAGCGAGGAGGAAGCCAGGAGCUCCUCGGCCCCCCGGGACCCCUCCCAGCCCAACCUGGUGGCCAUGGCCUUGAGCAGGACAGCCAAAAUUGAAAGAUACAAGCAGAAGAAGGAGCUGGAGAACAAACUGGCCUCCAUGAGCAGCUCCGUCGAGAGUGGGACAGCGGAUGAGGAUCAGAUCCGGGAAUUUUACAUCCUCCAGAUCCAGAAAUGGAUCGGCACCAGCCUGGAGGAGAUUGAGAGCAUCGACCAGGAGCUGGUGAUCCUGAAGAGCAGGGAUGCAGCCAGACAGUCUCCAGCAGGUCCCCGUGGCCCUCCCCGGCCAGCCAGAGCUCCAGUGAAACCCUUCAUCCUCACCCGGGAUGCUGCUCAGGCCAGAGUGUUUGGAGCUGGCUAUCCUGGGCUGCCCACCAUGACUGUGGAUGACUGGUACGAGCAACGCCGGAAGCAGGGAAUUGUGUCCACCCCACAGAGGGUUCCAGCAGGUGCAAGUGAUGAGGAGAUGCAGAAGCAGCAGAAGGAGACAGAGGAGGAGGAGGAUGAUGAGGAAGCUCUUCGGAAAGCUCGGGACUGGGACGACUGGAAGGACACACACCCCCGGGGCUAUGGCAACAGGCACAACAUGGGCUGAUGCUGUGGCUGCCAGCAGGGCCUGGAGAUCCUGGGAGAACAACCUGGAGAGGGAGAAGGGAAUACAGUGUACAUAGAUGGAGCAUCUGGGAAUUCCCUGGAUGGACAGAGGACAGGAUGGCAGGAGGACACGUGACCCCUUGAUUUGGUGCAUUCCAUGUCAGACUGGGGCCAGACUGGUGGUGUUGGGGGGUGCCCCAGAGCUCUGAGGGGCAGCUCCAUAAGGGUCAGGCUCCCUCUGCCCUCCCAGGCAGAGGCAGCCUCCAAGGGGAGCUCCACGGAUUUGGAAACUGCUCUUUGUAUUGUGGGUGGAUAUAUUUAUUUUUUUUUUUCCUCUCUGUUUUAAGCAAAAUAAACUCUCUUUGUGUUGUCUGGUUCUUGA
Molecule: messenger RNA, 1531 nt
Organism: Serinus canaria (Common canary)
Lineage: Eukaryota; Metazoa; Chordata; Aves; Passeriformes; Fringillidae
Gene: IGBP1
Product: immunoglobulin binding protein 1
Exons: 6
Coding region: 35-1150 (371 amino acids)
Biological process (GO): regulation of dephosphorylation; regulation of signal transduction
Cellular component (GO): cytosol
Molecular function (GO): protein phosphatase 2A binding
Source: RefSeq, a predicted model, not a curated record